AUGGGCGAUAAACGCGUCGUCCUGAACAAGGAUAUAUUUUUUCAAAGAGCCGAACGACUAUACGAGCUCUGGGAAACCGGACAAGUCGGUCUCGACUCGGUCAAUUCCAUUGCUGUUGCCUACGGAGACAGUGAAAAUCCGUACACAAAGUCGAGCGCACUUCACUCCUGGCUUUUCGGUCAUGAAAUCAACGACACAGCUCUCCUGUUCCUCAAAGACCACAUCUAUAUUCUUGGAAGUAACCGCAAAGUUGAGUUCUUCGGAACAGUAACUGGCGUUCAAUAUAACGGGAGAGUUCCACCAGUUAGCACACUUCUUCGAGAUAAGUCGGACAAAGAUGCGGGAAAUUUCGAAAAGCUGAUUGACUAUAUCAAACGUGCUGAAGGAGAUCUGGGAUCUUUCGUCAAAGAAAAGUUCAACUCGGAUUUCGUAAACGCUUGGAAUGAUGCACUCAAAGCCGAUGACAUAAACAAAACUGACGUUUCUCUUGCCUUCAUGCAUUUGUUUGCAGUAAAAGACGAUAAAGAGUUGGAACUUGUUCGCAAGUCAGCUCAAGUCACAACCACUUCCUGGACUGCAGCUAGACAACGUUAUGUCGAAAUUAUCGAUUCGGAAAGGCGAGUUCGUCACUCUGUCUUGUCAUCUGAGUUCAGCGCAUACAUGAAAGAUCCCAAAAUUCAACAAUCAUUGGCUAAGUACAACGCGGACACAUGCUACGAUCCAAUUGUUAUGUCAGGCGGAAACUACUCAUUCAAGUGGAAUCAUGAUAAUUCUGAAGCUCAUCUUCACAACCAGUUCGGUUCAAUCAUCACCUCGUUCGGAGCUAGACUUUCGGAUUAUUGUACCAACUUGACUCGUACAAUGCUCAUUUUCCCGUCGGCUGAGUUGGAAGCAGCGUAUGAAGCUAUUCUUGCUGCGGAAUUUGCAGUUAUUGCUGCUCUCAAACCUGGUGUCAAGCUGAAGGAUGUUUACAAAAUCGGUGUUGACACGCUCACCGAAAAGAAUCCAAAACUUGCCGAAACGCUUAACAAGAAGGAGCUAGGAUUCGCAACUGGCAUCGAAUUCCGGGAGAGUCGACUUUCCAUCAAUGCCAAAUGUGAAGAGGUUGUUAAGGAAGGGAUGGUUUUCAUUGUCUAUAUUGGAGUUGAUAGCAUUCCAAAUAAGAACAAAGGAGAGAAAGGAAAACCUGCAGCCAUCGCUAUUUCGGACACAAUUCUAGUUAAAGCAGAGGGCGACAAUGAAGUACUUACUGAGAAGGCCAAGUCCCGCCUGAAGUCGAAUGUUAUCAAGUUCAAGGAAGAGCAGGAGAACAGAGAAACUGAAAGAGAUACCGAUCAAAAGAAACUGCUCGGUAGAGGACAACGGAGUGUGGUUCUCAAUGACCAAACGAGAAAUAAAACAACCAACGAAGACCUUCGUAAAGAACGUCAGAAAGAGCUGGGAAAGCAGCUUAAUUUGAACGCAAAAGCUCGUCUCUCAAAGCAAGAUGGAGGGACCGACGAGAAGAAAGUCAAAAAGUCCAAUGUGUCUUACAAGAAUGAAGAGAGAUUCCCACAGGACACAGAUGUUCAGAAAAUGCUGAUUUUCGUAGACCGAAAGUACGACUCGGUUAUUGUGCCGAUCUUUGGAAUCCCAGUUCCAUUCCACAUCUCUAUGAUAAAAAAUUGCUCUCAAUCCGUGGAAGGAGAUUUUACAUAUCUCCGAAUCAACUUCGCCACUCCAGGAUCUCAAGUUGGAAAAGACAACGCACAAUUCCCGCACCCACUUGCCCAUUUCAUGAAAGAACUCACCUUCCGCGCUAGCAAUAUCAAAGAACAUCACAGUGAUGCUACGCCACCGAGCAGUAAUCUCAGCACAGCUUUCCGUCAGAUCAAAGAAAUGCAGAAACGUUUCCGCACGGAGGAAGCUGAAGAGCGUGAGAAGGAUGGUGCUGUUAAACAAGACAAGCUCAUUUUGAGCCAAAACAAGCUAAAUCCAAAAUUGAAAGAUUUGCUCAUCCGUCCAAACAUCAUCCAGAAGCGGAUCACUGGAUCACUUGAAGCUCACACUAAUGGUUUCAGAUACACUUCUCUUCGAGGAGAUCGUAUUGAUGUGCUUUAUAAUAAUAUCAAGCAUGCGUUCUUCCAACCGUGUGAUAAUGAGAUGAUCAUUCUCCUUCAUUUCCAUCUCAAGAAUCCGGUCAUGUGGGGAAAGAAAAAGUACAAAGAUGUUCAGUUCUACACCGAAGUCGGAGAGAUCACGACAGAUCUUGGAAAGUAUCACCAUAUGCAAGAUCGUGAUGAUAUGCACAGUGAACAACAAGAACGAGAACUUCGUCGUCGUCUGAAUACCACUUUCAACAGUUUCUGUGAGAAAGUGUCCCGUCUGACCAAUGAUCAGUUUGAAUUCGAUUCCCCAUUUGCUGGGCUUGGCUUUUUCGGAGUUCCCUUCCGUUCAGCGACUACUCUCAAGCCGACAGCUUCGUGCUUGGUUAAUCUCACCGAAUGGCCACCAUUCAUCGUCACUCUUUCCGAAGUGGAGCUUGUUCACUUCGAACGUGUUUCGUUGCAACUCAAGAAUUUCGAUAUGGUUUUUAUUUUCAAAGAUUACAAAAUGAAGACCCAAAUGGUUGCUCAAAUUCCGAUGAGCAGUAUCGACAAGAUUAAAGAGUGGCUCCACACUUGUGACAUUUGGUACAGCGAAGGAAUUCAGUCUCUCAAUUGGGCCAAGGUUAUGAAGACUAUCACUGACGAUCCUGAAGACUUCUUCGAGAACGGUGGAUGGACCUUCCUCGACGCUGAAUCAGAGGGUGAAGACGCAGGCGACGAUUCUGAUGAAUCCGAUGCUUAUGACCCAGAAGAAGCAGAUGCAUCCGAUGGUGGUUCAAGCAGUGCUAGCGAUGAAGAUGAAAGCGAGGGCGAAGAAACUGAAUCUGACGAUGACGAGGAAGGUUCGUUGGAUUCUGAUGAAUCCGAAGGCAAGGACUGGUCGGAUCUCGAAGAAGAAGCAGCGAAGGCGGACAAGAGACGUGAAGUUGAAGACGGAGGACGCGAUCGUGAUCGUGAUCGCGAUCGCAAAAGACCGAGCUCGAGCAAGGCAGGACCAUCGCACAAACGCAGAAAGUAA
Caenorhabditis briggsae is the source of this 3105-nucleotide messenger RNA. The transcript has 6 exons. Gene Ontology annotation, cellular component: FACT complex. The record is from RefSeq and is a predicted model, not a curated record. Lineage: Eukaryota; Metazoa; Nematoda; Chromadorea; Rhabditida; Rhabditidae. Gene Ontology annotation, molecular function: nucleosome binding. Gene Ontology annotation, biological process: transcription elongation by RNA polymerase II; positive regulation of transcription elongation by RNA polymerase II. The coding region runs from base 1 to 3105 and encodes 1034 amino acids.